UCAGUUCAAUGACUGUAAUUGAGUUAGACCGAGAGGAGCCUCGGAGCGAGAGCGCUCCUCCAAUGACCAGCUGAGAACGCCCCACUGCUCCGUUCUCACAUUGCGGGGUGGGGAGCCCAGAAGUGGGGAUUCGGUCUCGGUCAAACAUGGGAUUCGAGCUGGACCGCUUCAGUGGAACAGUAGACCCGGAUUUGAAAUGCAAUCUGUGCAAUAAAGUUCUGGAAGACCCUCUGACUACUCCGUGCGGCCACGUCUUCUGCUCCGGCUGCGUUCUACCUUGGGUCGUCCGGCAAAGCAGCUGCCCCGUCAAAUGCCAACGGAUCUCGUCCAAAGAGCUGAACCACGUCCUGCCUUUGAAAAACCUCAUCCUAAAGCUGGAGAUCAAAUGUGACAACCACGUGCGGGGCUGCGACGCGGUGGUGACGCUGCAGCACCUGGCCGAGCACGCCGGCGUGUGCGACUACUCUCCGGCCAAGUGCAGGAAUGAGGGAUGCGACGAGGUGCUCAGCCUGCGGGACGUAGACGCUCACAUGCGGGAGACGUGCGACUUUCGACCGGCGGGGAUGUGCGAGAGCGGCUGCGGCUUGACGCUGACGCAGAAAGAGCAGCGACUGAACGAGCACUGCUGCGUGAGAGCCCUGAAGGCGCAAAACGGCGCGCUGCAAUACAAAAUGAUGUGCCUGGAUAGCGAGUUCAAGAAGCAGACGAUCGAAGCCAACGACAGGGAGAAAGCGCUGCUGGCGCAACUCUCCGCCGCUCACGCCGAGCUGCAGACGACGGCGGUGAAAUAUCAGAAGAAGUUCGCGGAGUACAGCGACAGGAUCGACUCUCUCACCAGAACGGUGACUUUCUCCUGCAAGGAAAGAGAUACUAAAAGUGUGGCAGUUGUCCUUCUUCGUGAGGGCGGAUCUCUGGGAUUUAACAUCAUGGGAGGAAAGCCAUGUGUGGAUGAUAAUGACAGCACUUCAAAUGAGGGGAUCUUUGUGUCCAAAAUUAUUGAGAAUGGACCAGCCGACAAGAAGGACGGCCUUCAAAUCCACGACCGGAUUAUCGAGGUCAAUGCCAAAGACCUAUCAAAAGCAUCCCAUGAUCAAGCAGUGGAAGCCUUCCGUACUGCCAAGGAUCCCAUAAUGGUCCAGGUUUUGCGUCGGGCCCCUCUGCCCAAACUGCUCUCCCCCACCGCUGACACCCAACUGUCAGAUAUCAGCACCCAGACUGAAAUCACCCUCCAACACAUUAUGCCCCUCGCCAAGUUGCCACCAGCAUCACCCACCGUGACAGUGCUCGAGGAGUACUUGCUUCCAGAGGAGCAUCCUCCUGGGCAUGAAUACUUUGACCCCAAUGAUUUCCUGGAUGGUAUUAAUCAGGACAUAGAACGUGAAGAGCUAGAGUAUGAGGAGGUUGAUCUAUACAGAGCCAAAAUCCAAGACAAGCUCGGCCUGACGAUCUGUUACAGGACUGAUGAUGAGGAUGAAGCUGGGAUUUACAUUAGUGAGAUUGAUCCAAACAGCAUUGCCGCUAAAGAUGGCAGAAUUAGAGAAGGUGACAAAAUCGUCCAGAUCAAUGGCAUCGAGAUCCAAAACCGUGAAGCUGCUGUUGUGCUGCUGACCAGUGAAGGGAACCAGAACAUCUCUCUAUUGGUUGCCAGACCACACAUCCAGCUGGACGAGGGCUGGAUGGAUGACGACAGGAAUGACUUCCUCGAUGACCUCCACAUGGAUAUGCUGGAGCAGCAGCACCAUCAGGCCAUGCAGUUCACUGCAAGCAUGCUACAGCAGAAGAAGCAUGAGGAAGAUGGGGGCACCACUGACACGGCCACACUAUUCUCCAAUCACCACGAAAAGGACAGCGGAGUUGGUCGUACUGACGAGAGCACACGGAAUGAUGAGAGUUCAGAACAGGAGAACAUCGCUGACGACCAUACAACGGCAUCCAACACACUGAGCAGCUACAGAAAACUGACCUUCAGCCAGGACACCCUCGGAAGUACCGACCUGCCUUUCAGCGGCGAGUCAUUGAUCUCUGCAGACUUUGCCGACGCCGACUUUCUUGGUAUCCCCGCGGAUGAAUGUGAGCGCUUCAAAGAACUCCUGGAGCUCAAGUGCCAAAUGAGGAAUGGAGGAAUUCACGGCUUGUAUCCCCAAGGUGGCAGGGCAGAAGGCCAAGACCAGGAGGUUGUGGACAAAGAGCUGGAGCUGCUCAAUGAGGAGCUGCAUAACAUCGAGCUAGAGUGCCUUAAUAUCGUCCGUGCCCACAAGAUGCAGCAGCUUAGGGAGCAGUGUCGUGAAUCCUGGAUGCUCCACAACAGUGGCUUCCGCAACUACAAUACUACCAUAGACGCACGCCGCCAUGAGCUAUCAGACAUUACAGAGAUGCCGGAGAAAUCUGACAAAGACAGCUCCAGUGCCUACAAUACUGGCGAGAGCUGCCGUAGCACUCCUCUUACACUGGAGCUGUCUCCAGACAACUCUUUGCGUCGUGGGGCUGAGAACCAAGCUGGGCCAUCUAGCGCAAAUGGCAGGGAGCUCAAAUCUCUCCUGUCCCCUCUCCAAGACGUUUGUGGCCCCAGCAGGAGUAAAGCCCUUACAAAGGACCCCGAUUCCCUGCAGUUAGAAAGCAAGGAGAGGAAACUAGGAGAGUCCAGCAAACCUGGGAGGAACUUUGCUCAGCCACGUUCACCUUAUAAGCAUGCACACAUCCCCGCCCACGCCCAGCACUACCAGAGCUACAUGCAGCUAAUCCAGCAGAAAUCCGCCGUAGAGUAUGCCCAAAGUCAGAUGAGCCUGGUCAGUAUGUGUCGGGACCCGAUCGCUUCCAGUGACUUGGGCCAGAAGAUGGAGUGGAAAGUUAAGAUCCGCAGCGAUGGUACCCGCUAUAUUACCAAGCGGCCCAUUCGGGACAAGCUGCUGAGGGAGCGCGCCCUGCGCAUACACGAGGAGCGCAGCGGUAUGACCACAGACGACGAUGCCAUUAGCGAGCUGAAGAUGGGCCGCUACUGGAGCAAGGAAGAGAGGAAGCAGCACGCUGUCCGUUCCAAGGAGCAGCGGCAACGUCGCGAGUUCAUGAAGCAAAGCCGAGCCGAUUGUCUGAAGGAGCAAGUCAGCCUUGAGGACAAAAAGGAACCCAACAUCAUUGAACUCAGCAACAAAAAGAUGAUGAAAAAGAGAAAUAAGAAAAUAUUUGACAACUGGAUGACCAUUCAGGAACUGCUGACCCAUGGUACCAAGUCACCAGAUGGCACUAAAGUUUAUACCUCACUCUUGUCUGUGACUACAGUCUAAGUUCUGCUCUCAGAGAGGACGGAUUGGAGGUUGGUGAACUGUAAAUAGGACACUACCAGUUGGGGUAGAGAUUUCUGCUUCGUUCAAUGUGGCAAAUUGUUGUAAAUAGGAAAUAAGACUUUUAUGCAGUGUUUCCACGGCAUGGGUUCAAUGACUUGACUUGAUUUAACUAGAUUUGGUUGUGGGCUGGACUGUAGGAAACCUUUGCCAAAUUAAUACUUUUUUUUUUUUUUUUUUUUUACUUAUUUGCUUUCUCUUUUGAAUAAUCUUGGAAGCAUACUUUUUUUAUUGGAAGUAUGAAAUGUGCCAUAUAUAAACAGCCAGCAUUUACACUAUUUUACAUAAUUAUGUUCUUACUAUACUGUAUAGCUUUUAUCAGUAUUCUACUGCUUUGCAUACUCUGCUUUUACUCUGUUUUUCUUGCAAUGUAUAAAACAUAGUCCUUUUUAAAAGGUAUUUUGUAAAUAAAAAUGUUUGCAGAAACUAAAAGAUUUAAAUGUAAUUUCCCAAUAAUGGUGCCGAUUUCCCAAAGUUAUUUCCAUCAGCGACAUACCAUCUGUUACAUAAUGUAGAGACCAUCAUAAUGUUUGUGUGCCUAUGUUUAGAAAAAAGCAUUUCAUUUAUUAUUGACUGCGUUUGUGUUUAAACACACUUUAUAGUCACUUUUGCUUUCUUAGGCCUUCAUGUACUGAAGUCAAUAACAACUUAAUAAAUUCUUAGAUAGCCGCUAAAUUUGACAUCCUGUAAAAUGACAGAAAUAAAUUAUUGUUUUAUAUAUGAUGAGCACACUUGGAUGGAAUUGUUUGUUAGAACUGUUGAGUAUACCUGGUCAGACUUAAAAUAAAACCCACAAUGAACUUCUUAUCAAAUGCAUGUAAGGACUGGCCUGUUCUAAAUAUGGCAGAGUGAACUCCGUGUGCGAACCAUCAGAAAACAUGACUUGUUUAGUUUUGUGUUCAUAGUUUUUGGGUACAAAAAAAAGCGAGGACAGAAGGAGAAAUAAAAAAGUGGUCCAAUUUGAAAGUUGACGAUCCCCUCCCAUAAAAACUGCGGCCCAUCUAGUAGAGUGUUGCUGCUCCUAGUGGGGACAUGUGCCCACCUGAGCUCGCACAGAGGGACACACAAAUAUUGUCCAUCACUGGGAAUGCAAAUGGAGGGAGACAUUGACAUGGCUGAGAAGUCAUAUAGAUGAACCCGGAAAAGCCUUGAGCAAUCUUUUAUUGCAAACAAAAUAGAACUGGUACUGCGAUUGGCUGGCGACCAGUUCAGGUUGUACCCCGCCUCUCGCCCGAAGAUAGCUGGGAUAGGCUCCAGCAGCCCGUGACCCUAGCUAGGAUAAGAGGUAAAGAAAAUGGAUGGAUGGAAAAUACAAUGUGUGAAAAAGGAAUGCUAAAAUAAAAGAAGCGGUCUAAUGUAUCCUCUUCCUCUAGAGUUGGCAGUGGUAGGUGGUGAGGAGUUACCCGCUGGUGACCGCUCGUAGGAAGGGCUGUAGCAGCCCAACCACCUCAAUUCACCACCUCGCCAACUUCAUCACUAAAUUCCCUUGUCACCAAAAUGUGCGUAUGAAUGGGUCAGAGUUUCCGUACAGAUGCAUUGUUUUUUCCCUGAAGUUUCUUUUGAUAGGUCACAUACUUUGUGCAGGAAGUUUCAUACGCAUCUUUCAGGCUCCGUUUUAUGCAAAUGCAAAGAGAGGCCUCAGAUUUGACAGGGAACAGCCACAUUUUAGGGUUUCUCCAUCUAUUGUGUGAACGAAAGAAUCUGUGUAACCAGGUAAGUGUGCAACUGUGCAGCUUUUGCCCUCUUACAGACUUUGGAGACUAGGGCUUGGAAACAUGUUGUCACGCCAGGUUGCAUCAUGGGCAUAAUCGCCAUUUCUUUGGUUACGGGUCUCUUGUUUAGAAAUCAAGGCUUUCUCCCUUGCUGUUAACGUCACAUUUUUCAUUUGAACUUACUGUAAGUAUGGUGAGACGUUGCUGUGUUACCUGGUGGAGCACUUCGUCACAUGAUGGCAAAGGGAAAAAGAAUCGACAGCCGACUGCGUUUUUACAGUUUUCCUGCUUGGCGACAAGAAAGAGGGAAGCCUCGUAGUUUCAGAGCUCACAAAGAGACGUCGGAUGGCUUAGAGGUCUGCUGUAAGAUGAAAAAAAAAAAUCGACAGUAUCACGAGAAGGGGCAGUGUGCGCACCUUGCAUUUUCAUUACAGUAAUUGAAAUAUAUAAAUAGAUAAUGAUUAAUGUCUGAGAAUGUUUUGUAUAUAUAUAUUACAUUAUAUAUUACAUUUGGCCCGCAAGACCAUAUCAAAUGUGUAUUGGAGCUGGCCCUCUAGUAUGUAGCGCAUGUGCCGCUAAUACUACAAAUCCCUGAAUGCUUUGGUCGUGUGUUGGUGCAUCAGAUUAGACUGGCAAGCGCCAACGCCUUUUCUGUUGCAGUCAUUAGCAACCAUGCUACCAGUCUCCUCAGGCAAAUAUGCUGUAUACCUCCCCUUCCAAAAAAUGGCCAAAUGAAAGGUGGAAAACAGGAGCUUUCAAGAUAGUUGGGAGGCAGAUUAUCUGUUCAUGACAGAUAUUAGAUUUCAGAUCUACAGAUUGUAUCUAUUUACAUAAGAAACAAAUACCACUUAUGUCUGUUAUUGCACAUUUGAUUUCCCAUGUGUUUAUCAUAUUAAAGUUUGCUUAUUCCAGAUUCA
Molecule: messenger RNA, 5967 nt
Organism: Phyllopteryx taeniolatus (common seadragon)
Lineage: Eukaryota; Metazoa; Chordata; Actinopteri; Syngnathiformes; Syngnathidae
Gene: pdzrn3b
Product: PDZ domain containing RING finger 3b
Exons: 10
Coding region: 147-3281 (1044 amino acids)
Biological process (GO): neuromuscular junction development; protein ubiquitination
Molecular function (GO): protein binding; ubiquitin protein ligase activity
Source: RefSeq, a predicted model, not a curated record